Fusarium redolens is the source of this 1449-nucleotide messenger RNA. RefSeq lists its product as uncharacterized. The transcript has 2 exons. The record is from RefSeq and is a predicted model, not a curated record. NCBI's taxonomy places the organism in Eukaryota, Fungi, Ascomycota, Sordariomycetes, Hypocreales, Nectriaceae. Bases 1 to 1449 code for a protein of 482 amino acids.
AUGUCUCACCUAGAAGCCAGAAAAUACUUCCUACUUUCCAUAACCCUCGCCUUCGCCUUGCUUUUCGCGUUCGCUAGUGCAUGGCAUGAGGUACCACUAUGGACUGAUAAAGGUCCCCGCCCUUCCGCUAUUCGCGCAAUCAUCCCAUCCAACAGACCGUUCGGUCAAUGGAGAGCUGUGCAUGAUGCCAUGAAAGCAUGCAGUAAUAUUACUGAGCUCGAGCUGAGGAUGGUGGGUCCAAGCUGCACAGAGCAUCCCCAUGGUUGGAAUUUACCUUUCAGGACCGACGGAAGCGAUCGCUAUCUCUCGGCGCCACAAAUUUUAUCGUUCUAUAACUACGAAUUCCACAAAUCUGAGUGGGAAAAUAUUCGAACAGGAACACCACAUUGGGCCAACGAGGAUGGCUCAUGGCCUGUCUCAAAUUCAACAAACUCUGUUAUGCGAUGGGCAACAGACAUGUUCUAUCGCAGCAGAUGGAAGAUUGAUCGAAUGACACAUGAAUACAAAUAUGCCAUUGGCCUAGCGGACUACUCUACAUGGUGGGGGCACGGAAAGGCACAAAGAUGGUACGACCAGCGACAUAUACCGAUUGAGAGAUUAUCAAUGGACAACAUGCAGCUCUGGCUGGAAGCAAUGGACUUCUCUGAAGUGCACACUUUAUCAAUCGAGGAUACAGGCACUCGCCCAGAGGGAAAGGGUCUGCUUAUUCAUCUUCCCUCAGCACUAACAGGUCUCAAAACGCUUUCCAUCCAGGGCCGAUGGUUGAAUUGGAGAACAUAUCUGGCGGAGUGGGAGGCUGCUCCUGGGCCAUUGCCUAAGAACAAGUGGUCUUCAUCGCCACCGCCACCAGCCCGAGACUUCCUAUUGGCUUUACCGCCGUCGCUGAAGAAUCUCGCUUGGACGGAGAGUGGGACACUUCAAGAGGAUGUAUUUGACUCUGUUUUAAAGCACCACGGAGCUUCGCUGCAACAUCUCAAGUGGACAAACCGAGAGCGUGUUUUCAAGCCCAGACCAAUAUUGACCGACGAUCAGCUCCAAAGUCUGGGAAAGUGGGCUCCUGGUUUGACCAGCCUCAACAUUGAUCUUGAACGGGAAAAUAGGACCUGGCCCCAAGAUCAGCUAAACAUUCUUUCCAAGACUCUACCCAAUCUAAGAAACUUGAUGAACGGCACUAGCGCUGCUGAAAGGGAAAAUCACAUACUAGAGUCAGCUCCGGAUAUAGAAGAAGUUCUUGAUUUGUUCCAAGGUCUAAGAAAGUCCAAGGUUGGUGAGAAACUCGAGAGUGUCGAGUUUCGUCAGGGUGACUGGACUGUUGAUUGGCCCCUGGUAGCAAGCAUAUGGGAGGAUAGAUUUUGGGUCAAGUGUUGGGUGGUUGAAAGGGAUGGAGGGCCGGCGUCGAGGUGCAAAUCGGGACAUGAGAACGUCUUCGAGAGUGACUGGAUCGAAUAG